Laetiporus sulphureus 93-53 is the source of this 1756-nucleotide messenger RNA. RefSeq lists its product as uncharacterized. The transcript is spliced from 10 exons. The record is from RefSeq and is a predicted model, not a curated record. Gene Ontology annotation, cellular component: membrane. NCBI's taxonomy places the organism in Eukaryota, Fungi, Basidiomycota, Agaricomycetes, Polyporales, Laetiporaceae. Bases 19 to 1596 code for a protein of 525 amino acids.
GCACUUCACCCUCAUGACAUGCCGUCUCCUGUGACCAAGAUCGUGGUAGAGACAGGGCUCAUCGUUGCACUUAGAUCCAUCUUAUUCUUAGCAUGUCGCAAGUACCUGCUCCGAGCGCUCUACCAUGACUUACAGGACUUGUCGACACAUUCAUCCGCACAUGCAGUAACACCUCCCGCCGCUGACACCGAUGACGUGGAACUAGAAGCUCUGCCAACACCGUCUACAUCGACCGCGAAACGGAGUCCGGUCCUUCCCACUGCGCGGCACUUCCAUUCUACACUCGCGAGGAGCUUGUUCUCGCUAUGCUUCUCCGAGAGCUGCACCUUGUUUCUCAUGCUGAUGUCACAAGCAAUCGAUGUCUUUGAUAAUCGCACUCGUUUGUUGAACUGGAACAUCUCAUUGUCUCUGCUAUUGGCAGCAAUCCUUUGCUUCAUUCCUCUUUCAUACAGCCUCGUGCUGAGCGACCUCUCGUCUGCGACAGGGUCACACUCGAGGCAACGUCCGUCUGUCCUCAGGAUCGUACUCAAUGUAAUUCCUGUCGGAUUAUUCCUGCUGUUGCUAUCGUACAUCCCCUUGCCAGCCGCACUGCCAUCCUCCGGUAUCAUCAUGACCACAUUAUCUCGUCUGACCGUACUCGGGACGAUCAUCCUUGGAGCGCUAUCUGGAUUCGGUGCUAUAAACACUGCGUGGACGUUCUUCCCCGCGUUCUAUGGGCCUGAAAGGAGUCAGCCGACUGAUGAAGAUGUACGGGCGGCGGAGCAAGGAUUGGAGCGUGUCCAGAGUGACCUUGCGCAGCGUCGCUUCGAGAUACAGAAGCUCCAGGCUGCACAGCCUACUACAGAGACCAGCUGGUUCAACCGCGUCAUGCCCAGCUUCCGCGGAGACCCAGAACUCUCAUCCGCAAUGCAAGAAUUGAGCGGCCUUGAAUCACUCGAAUACGAGAUGUCGCGCAGCCUCGAGGCGCUCAAGCAGCGUCAGGCAGACGCGAAGUUCUCGCGCACGCUUGUCGGAAAGGUGUUCAAUUGGGGCGGCCGCCUCUUCGCGAUAUACUGCGUGUAUCGCAUCAUCAAUUCCGUCGUGAACCUGAUCAUCCCCGCUCGACGCGCGACGACCCCCGAAGAGCGCGCCUCUGCGGGCAUGGACAUGAUGAGCGCCGCGCUGGUGUAUCUCUUCUCGUUGCUACCGUCCGUCGACAUUAGCGGCGAAGACGUCGCGGUCAUCUCGCGGCAGAUCAGUCUCGGUCUUGUCGGCGUGAUCAUCCUGAGCAGCAUCCGAUUGGUGCUGCGGGGCGUCGCGAGGGCCCUGCGUGUGACCAGCAGGAACCUCGGGGCGUCACUCAUGUUGCUCAUCCUCGCGCAGCUCAUGGGCAUCUAUCUCCUAUCCACGCUCAUCCAACUCCGCACCUCCUUCCCGCCACCGCCCGCACGCCCAGACACCACUGCGGACGUCAGCACCGUCAAUCUCUUCUCGACGCUGCCUGAGUACCAGCUGUUCGGUGCCCUCUUCGACGGCUCGUUCCUCAUCGCGGCCGGCGGAAGCGCCGCUGUUCGAUGGAUCAGCGACCGCAUGCACGCCGCCGGCCAGACCGACUGAGCAGCUGACUCCAAAUUUAUGCACCUACCAUACUGUAUCACCUUACUCCGCGGCUACCAAUACGGCUUUCACCCACGUCUUACGCGGCACCAAAGGCAUGGUCAUAUGGAUACACUGUUUUCAUCGUUUCGGGGUGUCAGAUACUGCAACAACACAACAC